This is a messenger RNA of Eurytemora carolleeae, 1239 nucleotides long. RefSeq names its product replication initiator 1. The transcript has 2 exons. The record is from RefSeq and is a predicted model, not a curated record. Bases 17 to 1147 code for a protein of 376 amino acids. Gene Ontology annotation, molecular function: RNA polymerase II transcription regulatory region sequence-specific DNA binding; DNA-binding transcription factor activity, RNA polymerase II-specific. Gene Ontology annotation, biological process: regulation of transcription by RNA polymerase II. Lineage: Eukaryota; Metazoa; Arthropoda; Copepoda; Calanoida; Temoridae.
AAGUUAUUGGUUCACAAUGGAGGUGGAAAACCGAAUACUCCUGAAAGAGAACGGCAGAAUGUUUGAUGAAAACCGAAACCUGAAAUUGGAAAAUCAGAAACUUAAAAAUCGAUUUCAAUUGUUUACAAAUAAACUAGAAAACUUGUUAGACGAGCUAAAAUCUGAAACGGGUUUGGCAUAUACGGGGAAAUCUCCGCGGAUUUUUCUUGCUGGAGAUUCCACAGAUCAAACUCAGGUUAAAGAAGAAGAGACUGUAAGUACUGAUCCUACUGAAGAUAUGAUAGAAGAACCUUCACAUCUAAUGAAUCCAUCAAAUCUGAGUGAUCCUUCACAACUGUUUAAUCCUUCGCCUAUAAUUUCUCCCCUACACCUGGUUGAUCCUACGGAAAUGAUAAAUCCUACAAAGAUUCUAAAGAUCGAACAUUUUGCUGAUCCUGAAGAUACAGCUGAUCCCUCUGAUCCUGUGGAUCCAUCGGAUGAUCCUACCAACGAUCUUGAUUUCCCUGGAGAUGAAGAUUACCAGGAGGUUGUGGAGUUUCCAACUCUAGCAGGAAAUGUGGAGGAAGGAACAGAUCAGUUUUAUCAACAAGAAGAUUUUCAGCAAAAUACAUUUGAAGGAAAGGAAGCUUUUAUGUGUGAUAAAUGCGCGUACUUUGCUUUGGACAAAUCCACGCUGAAACGUCACAAAUCAAUCGUACAUUCUGGAAACAAGAUGCUGGUCUGCGAUUUCUGCAACUUUCUGGCCACCACUCAAUCUGCUCUCAACAAUCACAAGAAAACUAAACAUCCAAUACUUACAUUUUCAUGUCCUAGAUGCGCUUUUACUGGGAAAAAUAACGCGGAACUGCGCCGGCACGUGAAGAGGGUUCAUCAAAAGUGCGGAAUUCCGUUCUCGUGUGAUGAAUGUGGAAAUGUUUUUGCUAGUCAUAAGCGGUUGGGUUUACACAAACAAGUGGAGCAUAAUCUUGUCAGGUUUCCUUGUGACGAGUGUGAUUAUAUUGCAGGGGACAGUUAUAAUCUGGGUCGACACCAUAGACGCAAACAUCAGAACAUUACUCUCCCAUGUGAUCAAUGCGAGUAUGUGGCGAGAGAUGAACAUGCACUUAAGCAUCACAAGAAAAGCAAACAUUAUAAAUUCUAUUUUUAAGUUUUUUCGAUGGUCUAAACGGAAAAGGCUAAUAAUAACUUCCUAAAAUUAGUUCUUUUUCUUAAUAUUGGUUUUAAUAUGCAUUAGUGAUU